Molecule: messenger RNA, 1928 nt
Organism: Corythoichthys intestinalis (scribbled pipefish)
Lineage: Eukaryota; Metazoa; Chordata; Actinopteri; Syngnathiformes; Syngnathidae
Gene: srgn
Product: serglycin
Exons: 4
Coding region: 106-588 (160 amino acids)
Source: RefSeq, a predicted model, not a curated record
UGUGUAUACUUGUAUGAAAGUGUGCAUGUGUUAGGCAUUUGGACUCAGUUGUCAGCUCUGGAAAGAAGUGUUUUUGUUCUCUCAUUGUUGUGGCUUGGAGUGAGAAUGGCUUGGACCCUCUUCAUCAUGGCCUGCUGCCUCGUCGCCUUGCACGCAGAAGGUGCACCCACAACUGCAGUAUAUAAUUUUGUUAGGUGUCAGCCUCGAGGCAACAAUGCCAACUGUGUGACUCAACAAAGUCCGCAGAUGGAGUGGAGUCCAGAUCUGCCAAUCAAACUGCCUCCUUCAACUGUACCGUUCCUUGAUGCUCAGCCAGUGGAGGGCGAAGUUCCUUUGGGGACGACUGAGAUUGAGACUGAGCUUUCACAGUUUGAGGACGGUUCUGGCUCUGGUUCUGGGGACUUUGCUGGUCCAGUCUGGAGCGACAUCAUCUUUCCAAAUUAUGAACAGGAGAUGGGUUCUGGCAACCCCUUGACAGACAUGGAGCGACAAGAACUGGAACGGGUAGACUCACAAGCCUUCAGGUGGCUUGUCAGAAGGUCUGCAGGAGCACCGCCACCAAUUGAGGAUGAAAUCUUGGAAGUGUAGAGUUCUUUUCACAAUGUAACAGGAACAUUCUACUGCAAUACUACCUGGUGGCCACAAUUGUAUUGAUGCUGCUCUAACAUUAACCCAAACAAAAACAAAUUAUGAUUGUUUUUAUUACAUUCAUAUAGGACAGGGGUCUUGAAUUUGCGAUCCUGGGGCCAACUGCAGCCCAAGGGACAAUAUUUUGCAGCCCCAUUUGACAAUCGAAUCGUAGUAUUAUUGUUACCUGCAUAUAUUUUGCAACGUCAAAAAAAAAAAAAAAAAAAAAAAAUCGACAUAAUUUUAGAUAAAGUGAAUCAGUUAAGUGAAAGAGCCAUUAUAUAACAAUGAUAAUAAUUAUUAAAAAAUAAUAAUAAAACAUAAAUAAUAGCCAUCUGUAAUAAAAAAAUACAUGAAUAAUUCUAAAUUAAAUUAAAUUUAAAAAAAACUUCAAAAAAUAAACUAGAACAACUUGUAAUAUAUUGAAAAAAAGAAGAAUAAAGACAAAUUCAAAUAAAUGUGGCCUGUGUAUAUUUUGCUCUGAGAAUUCUAUUGAUUUUUUUUCUUUUUCAAAUUUUGUUUCAGAAAGCUCUUGUGACCGCACAUAUCUUAACUCUUUAGCUGCCAUUGGCUUUUUUUCCCCCUGACCAUUCGAUCGCUUCAGGCCCUUCCCAAAAUGGAUUGGUCGUCUAUUGCUGUCAAUAGAUGUUUUCAAUAUCAAGUCCCCUCUUUAACUAACUACCACAACACAUACUCUGUCAUUUGGGCUGGCAGUGAAUGAGUUAAGAUAAUUUAUAACUUUUAAAUAGAUGUCCACAGUAGUGACCACUGUCCCUGACAGGGUUAAAUGAAGUACCGCACAUACAUUUUCACACGGAAAUGAUGAUGUAAUAUUUCUAAGGGAAUUUUUGCAGUGCAAGAUUUAACAUGAUCUUAACAUAAUCUUGCUCAAUGCAACAAAACCCCUCAGGAAAAGUUGUGAGUUGAGUCAUAUUCAAAGUAUGCAUAUCAUGAUGCUCUGUUUUUAUUAAAACAAGAUUAAAUCCUGACAAUAAAGUGUUUGUAUUGUUUGUAUACUCCUAAAAGGUGCUGGUUGAGAUGACAAAUCUAUAUCACCGUAUCGAUGGUAAAUUAUGGAUAGUCAUCAUUCAUUCUGCCUGUAAUCCAACGGCGUAGGUUUGGUCUCAAUAUUGGUAGGGAUGUUAUAACAGCAUAACCUGCAUGUACACUUUUUGAAAUGUGAACGGGGUCAGGGCUACAUUUCUCGCCAAUAUGAAUAUAAUUAAUUGAUAGUCUAAAAGAUUCAAUGCAAAAUAAAAUAAAUCUGUAUUGAUUUAUACUAACUUUCACACUGCAAAUUU